This is a messenger RNA of Silurus meridionalis, 3290 nucleotides long. RefSeq names its product oxysterol binding protein-like 9 (gene osbpl9). Bases 257 to 2266 code for a protein of 669 amino acids. Lineage: Eukaryota; Metazoa; Chordata; Actinopteri; Siluriformes; Siluridae. The record is from RefSeq and is a predicted model, not a curated record. Gene Ontology annotation, cellular component: cytosol; intracellular membrane-bounded organelle; membrane. Gene Ontology annotation, molecular function: sterol binding. The transcript has 22 exons.
UGCACUUCCUGUCAUGAGUUUCUUGUAAACUUGUGUUCCUCAUGUAGUAGAGGAGUAAACAUUCGCACAUUUAAGUUACUGUUGUUUUGGAGGUGGAUACAGAGGUGGACGACGGAGGAAGAUUUGGCUUGUACAGACAGUUUGGGGGUAAUUUUUUGCUGGGACAGAGACCGGGAAACUGUUGGCUUCUCUAAUGUCCCAGUUUAGCAGAAUUCCUCUUUUAUUUGGAGUGCAGUAAAAUGGCAGGGAGGUGUCAAUGGCUUUUCUUCAUGUCCCUGUGACGAGGUUCCAUUUGCCCAGUUCCCGCCCUGGAGGUCAACAAAAAGUUGCUCGAGUACCUCUACGCAGGACAGACUCCAGAUUGGAGGCAGAGACUACGAUUGUUCCAAGCGUUCAAGACUUUGACAAAAAGCUCGCUGAAGCAGAUGCUUAUUUACAGAUACUGAUUGACCAGCUAAAGCUCUUUGAUGAAAAGAUAAAAGACUGCAAAGAUGAAGAGUCGCGCAAAAAAAUUGAGAACUUGAAAGAAACAACUUGUAGUAUGGUAGAAUCUAUCAAGCACUGCAUAGUACUGCUUCAAAUUGCCAAGGAUCAGAGUAAUGAACAGCAACACGCAAACGGAGUGAUAAGCACCAUAAACCCAGUGGAUGGAGUUCACCAACCCAGCCCCCUGGAUGCCUCUGUAGUCAGUGCCGUUGCCAUGCCAACGCAGACCACCCUCCCCACAGAUGGGGCUCAGGUGUGUAAAGCAGAACAGAGACCUUCUUCUCUUCCCAUGGGUCCCGUCGUCACGGUGAUGGGCAGCCUUCAGACGCCCACCCCAAACAGCACAGGGAGUGGUCCUUCUGCACCCAGUAGCAGUGUCACUACCCCCAGUCACAUGAAUGUGCCAGCCCACACUGUCCCAGAUUUCUCCUACUCCAGCAGUGAGGAUGAAUUUUACGACGCUGAUGAAUUUUACCAGAGCAGUGCCUCACCGAAGCACUGCAUUGACCCUUCCAGGACCCCUGCUGUUAACAGUGAAGGAAAUGCAGCUCUCAAGCGACCGGACACCACCGAAUCCCUUAACUCUUCUAUGUCCAAUGGCACAACUGAUGCAGAUCAGUAUGACAGUCAUGAUGAGCGGGAUGACGAUGGUGAGGGAGAGUCGGUGGAGGAACACAAGAGCGUCAUUAUGCAUCUGCUUUCACAAGUCCGAUUAGGAAUGGACCUCACCAAAGUGGUUUUACCUACAUUCAUCUUGGAGAGAAGGUCGUUGCUGGAGAUGUAUGCAGACUUCUUUGCACAUCCAGAUCUUUUCGUCAGCAUUGCAGAACAGUCAGAGCCCCGGGAGCGCAUGGCGCAGGUGGUGAGGUGGUAUCUUUCAGCCUUUCACGCGGGACGGAAAGGAUCUGUGGCUAAGAAACCAUACAACCCUAUACUGGGAGAGGUAUUCUAUUGCCACUGGGACCUUCCUUCAGAUACAGAGGAGCCUGCUUCUGGGGAACCUGUGUCAGAAGGGCCAGUGCCAUAUUGUAGCAGGGGCAGUGUGUCAUUUGUGGCAGAGCAGGUUUCACACCACCCACCAAUAUCUGCCUUCUAUGCUGAGUGUAUAAGCAAGAAAAUUCAGUUCAAUGCACAUAUUUGGACCAAAUCCAAGUUCCUUGGCAUGUCCAUUGGUGUACACAAUAUUGGCCAAGGCUGUGUGUCUUGUCUAGAACAUGAUGAACACUACAUUUUGACUUUCCCAAAUGGCUAUGGCAGAUCGAUCCUGACCGUUCCAUGGGUGGAAUUAGGUGGAGAGUGCAAUAUUUCCUGCUCCAAAUCUGGCUACAGUGCCAACAUAGUGUUCCACACCAAACCCUUUUAUGGGGGAAAGAAGCACAGAAUAACUGCAGACAUAUUUGGCCCCAAUGAUAAGAAAUCAUUCUGCUCCAUUGAAGGGGAAUGGAAUGGAGUGAUGUAUGCAAAAUGGGCUUCUGGGGAAAACACUGUGUUUAUUGACACAAGAAAAAUUGGCAUUAUUAAAAAGAAAGUGCGAAAGUUGGAGGAUCAGUUAGAAUAUGAAUCAAGGUGUCUGUGGAAGGAUGUGACGUUGAACCUAAAGCUGAAAGACAUUGAUGCUGCCACAGAGGCCAAGCACAGUCUGGAAGAGAAACAGAGGGCUGAGGCCAGAGAGAGGAAGGAGAAGGAGGUUCAGUGGGAGACAAGACUGUUCCAUGAGGAUGGUGAGUGCUGGGUUUACGACGAACCUCUUCUGAAGAGAAUGGCCUCACUACGACACUAGUGCAGCCUCUCUGCAACAACGGAGUCUGAGAAAAGAACUCUUUUACAAUUCACCUUUUAUGUGAAGCCUUGGAAUGACUGAUGAAUGAACAUUUACACAGCUUUGCAUUUUGGAAAUGAAUGAUAAGAACUAGACUCUAUACAAGUAAAUAUCAAAUAAAAACAAAAAAGUACUCCUUCCUCGCCAACUGCACCACUUCCACGCUCCACUGCUCCUUCUAAUGGAAAAAAAUCCCACACCACAGAAAUACACUGAGGUAGUUAAUGGCUCCUUAAGCCAAACGAACGCUUUUGUUUCGACAGGGUGGGUCAUUCCCACAGGCAUGAGUCUCCCACUGCGGAGAAGAAGGGGUUUUAAUCGAACAAACUAAAAACAGCGUUCUGUAUCUCAGGGAAUCAGGUGACUGAGGAAUGAAGGCUGUAUCUCCUGAUGUUUAAAAGCCUUGGGUGGAACUGCAACAUGGAAGAACUUGGCUCGCCUACAGCUAGCUACAGAUAUUUAUAUAUACAUCUAUAGAACUUACAAUUAUAUAUUAUAUAAUGUCCUUUUUUGAAUUUUUGUUCAUCUGCAAUAGUAAUGGUUUAAAAGUAUGAAUUUGAAAAUGUCAGCAUAACAACCAUUCCAUUUACUUCCCCUCUCUCUCUCUCUCUCUCUCUCUCUCUCUCUCUCUCUCUCUCUCUCUCUCUCUGAGUCAUUAACUAGAGAAAAAAACUCAUGCUCUUGUCCUUUUAAAAGGUUAUCGCAUUAUGUGUAGCUGCAAAUGAGGACCAGUUAAGAAAGGAAAAAUUACAAAUGAGCAGGUUACAUCUGAAGAAUUGCUAUCUCCACUUGAUACAUGAUCAUGCUGAAAGUCCAUUCCAAUUCAACUACUCUUUGUUUUAAAUGAGUAAGUUAGUUGUUUUUUUUUUUUUUAGCGCUGUCCAAUGGAUGUAUGAAUGCAUAAUUAUGCAACAUAUGCAGGGUAUGCCAUGUAAUAAGCCAAUGGUAAUCUUUAAAUGCCUGAAAUAAACAUCUUUCAUUUCUA